Caenorhabditis angaria is the source of this 989-nucleotide messenger RNA. The record is from the annotation of a GenBank genome assembly. Lineage: Eukaryota; Metazoa; Nematoda; Chromadorea; Rhabditida; Rhabditidae.
AUGGGAAUAUUUCUAACUUUUCUCGAUGUUUUAAUUCAUCCAAUUGUUUAUUCUUAUAAUUGUAGUUUCAUAUUUUUUAGUUUGGAAACAUUUUUUGGUGCACCAAAAAUAGUAAAAACAUUGUUAUUAUCAAGCUAUAGUGGAAUGCAUGCUUGUACAAUGAGUUUUGUUGCAAUUCAAUUUAUUUAUCGAUAUUUUAUUCUUAUUAAUAGUUCAAAAAUUUCAUGGUUUGAAAAAAAGAAACUAUAUUUAUGGAUUUUUUAUAGUUUGUCAAUUUGGAUAUUAUGGGUUACUGUAGCUAGUUUAACUCUUAUGAACGAUAAAUAUGCAAUUGAAUAUUAUAGAAAUAAAAUAUUCGCUAUUUAUAGAUCAAAUAUUGAUGAAAUAUCAUCUUAUAUUGUUGUCGCAUAUGUUAGUUUGAUUUAUCAUAUUUUAAUUUUUACCCCGAAUUUUUCAGGAAAUUGAUUCAAUGACAAACGAGAAAAAAGUUAAAAUUCCACAUUUACUUUGUAUGAUUAUUUUAUCAUCAAUUUUGGCAUCACAAUAUUUUAUAAUUGUUUUUUGCACAAUUCGAAUGAAACUGAAAAUGAAGGAAAAACUUGAAUUAUUUAGCACAAGUCAAAGAAGACUUCAAAAACAAUUAUACAAAGUUCUUGUGUUUCAGGUGAAUUGAAACUUUUUUUCAAAAAAAAAAAAAGAAUAAUUUCAGUUAAUAACUCCUUCUCUUAUAAUACAUCUUCCAUUUUUACCUCUUUUUAUAAUUCCAUUUUUGAAUAUUCAAAUCGACAUUGAAACAAGUUUUUUGAUCGCUGGAGUUAGUUCUUAUCCAUUUAUUGAUACUUUAUUUUUAUUGCUAAUGGUUUCGGAAUACAGAUAUGGUUUUCGAAGUUUGAAAUCGCCAAAUUUUAGUUUUUAUAAUUAAAUGUUAUUUUAUAGAUUUAUUUCGUUGCACUGGAGUUACCGAAACUCGAUCAUCUCAUUUAGCAUAA